AUGGAGUCAUUGCUGGCAGCUGUGGCUGCCGGGGUGGAGCCGUUCCCGUCGGUGGACAAAUGCGACGCGUCGGGACGCGGCUCGCACGCCGUGGCAGCCGACCUCGACGGGACGCUGCUGCGGUCUCGCAGCCCGUUCCCCUACUACGCGCUGGUGGCGUUCGAGACCGGCGGGUGGCCGCGGCUCCUGCUCCUGCUUCUCCUCGCGCCGUUAGCCACCCUGCUGGGGAUCGCCGUAUCGGAGGCUGCGGCUGUCCGAGUGCUCGUUUUCGCGGCCACGGCGGGAGCGCGGGUGUCGUCGAUCGAGUCCGCGGCGCAGGCCGUGCUGCCGCGGUUCUACGCCGCGGACGUGCACCCGGGCGCGUGGCGGGUGUUCUCGGCGUGUUCCAGGCGCCGCGUCGUGCUCACCUCCACGCCGCGGAUCAUGGCGGAGCCGUUCCUGAGGGAGUGCCUCGGAGCCGACGCCGUGGCAGGCACCGAGCUCGCCACGUGGCGCGGCCGCGCCACUGGGAUGGUGCAGACGCGCCGAGGCGUGCUCGUCGGGCGACGCAAGGCCGAGGCGCUGCAUGAGAUAUUUGGCGAGGAUGGCGACGUGCCGGACGUCGGCCUCGGCGACCGCCGGUCCGAUUACCCCUUCAUGUGCCAAUGCAAGGAAGCGUACAUCGUACCGUCGGCGCCGGUGGAGGCCGUUAGCAUGGACCAGCUGCGGAGGCAGGUCAUCUUCCACGACGGCCGCCUGGCGCUCCGCCCGACGCCGCUGGCCGCGCUGCUGACCGUGCUGUGGUGCCCGGCGGGCUUCGUCCUCGCGUGCCUCCGCAUCGCCGCGGGGGCGCUGCUGCCCAUGCCCUGGGUCUACUACGCGUUCUGGGCGCUCGGCGUGCGCGUCGUGGUCAAGGGCAGCCCGCCCCCGCGCGCCGGGAGCACGGCGGGCCGCACUGGGGUGCUCUUCGCCUGCUCGCACCGCACGCUGCUGGACCCCAUUUUCCUCUCGGCGGCGCUCGGCCGGCCCGUGGCGGCCGUCACCUACUCACUGUCAAGGCUGUCUGAGAUACUCUCGCCGAUCCGGACCGUACGCCUGAGCCGUAACCGCGUCACCGACGCCGCCAUGAUCACGAGGCUCCUGCAGGAGGGUGACCUCGCCAUCUGCCCCGAGGGGACGACGUCCCGAGAGCCGUUCCUGCUCCGGUUCUCGGCGCUCUUCGCGGAGCUCACCGACGAGGUGGUCCCUGUGGCGAUGGAGAGCCGGAUGGGCAUGUUCCACGGCACCACGGCGAGGGGGUGGAAGGGGAUGGACCCCUUCUACUUCUUCAUGAACCCCAGCCCGGUGUACACCGUCACGUUCCUGAGCAAGCUGCCGUCGGAGCUCACCUGCAGCAGCGGCGGCAGGCCCAGCCACGAGGUGGCCAACUACAUCCAGAGGCUCAUCGCUGCCACGCUCUCCUACCAGUGCACCAGCCUCACCAGGAAGGACAAGUACCGGGCCCUCGCCGGCAACGACGGCAUCGUGGACGUCAAGCCGAUGAACAAGAGUGGAAGGAGAGUUCCCUUCAAAAAAAAGGAAGUGGAAGGAGAGUUGGAGUGA
Triticum turgidum subsp. durum (durum wheat) is the source of this 1581-nucleotide messenger RNA. NCBI's taxonomy places the organism in Eukaryota, Viridiplantae, Streptophyta, Magnoliopsida, Poales, Poaceae. The record is from the annotation of a GenBank genome assembly.